UCCUGGGCUUCAUCAUCAUAUUUAUCACACCCUCCCAGAUUCCCACAUGCUUACAAGGGGCUCAUUCUUUUCUCCAGCUGUAGGAAACCCAGCGGUGCCUCCCGCUGAAUACCUGAGCGCAGCGCCUGUUUUUCAUGGGAUGUGGAUGAAGGCACCUAUUUCCGGGGACUUUCCCUGAACAACACUGAAAUGUGACGCUUUCCUCAAUCCGUUUAAGUACUGAUCCAGCCGAACCGGACAUCUCCCUUUCCAUUUUUUGAAUAUCUUGCCCCAUUCGCUUUAGAUCCAGGCUGGACGGACCCGGAUCGUGCGCGCUGCGGGGUCUCGUGGGAUUGCGCGUUUAGAGAGGAUCUUAGAUCCCGUGUUUCCUGUUCUUCUGCACGGGAAGAGGGCCGGGCAGAUGAGUAUGAGGCUUGCAAACAUCUCCCUUUGGUCAGAACCAACCCGAACCGACUUCACUUGAAUGGUAAAGGGAUCGACUCUGGACUGGAUCCGGGUGAUGUGGCAGAUUCUGGAGGCUGAACGCUGAAUCCUUUCCUCAAGACGGCCAGUGAAGAUGGGUCCUACUUGUUCAAUGUGUAUCUCAUUAGACUGGCGUCCAGUUUGAUUAACAUCAUCAGUGAUGUAGUCAGCCUGGUCAUCUGCGUCCUCAUCAUCUGCACCAAGUACUCGCAUCUGCUCAAGAAGGAAACCGUGAAGAUGAUCCUCCUGCGUAAAUUCCGGGUCCUGAUCCUCAUGGUGUUCCUGGUGGCCUGCUCCAUGCACAUCAUGAUCGACCUGUUACCCAAGCUGGAGCGCCAGGGCACCGCCGGCUGCUCCUGCGCGCACACGCCGAGCGAAGAGCCGGUCCGCAGCUGGGCCAAGCAGAGCUGGCCCAACAAGCACACCCUGCGGAUCCUUCAGGACUUCAGCAGCGAGCCCAGCUCCAACGCGUCCUCCCGCUCCUUGGAUCGGAUCCCUGCUGACAGGGCGCCCGGUCCGCAGCUGCCCGGUCAGCGCGUCGACAGGAAGCGAGCCUUCAUCCAGGAGGCUGGGGUGGCCCACAGGAGACCGGCCAAAGGUUCCAGGCUGUCUGCUCUGUUUGAGCAUCCCUUCUAUAGAAGAUCUCUGCCGCCUCUGACGGAUGAAGACACGCUGUUCAACGUCAACACGGACAUCAGAUUUGACCCCAAAGCUGCGGAGGACCAGGCAUGGACCGGGGAAGGUACAGAUGAUGAGUUUAGUCCCACAGGGGAGCUGACGCCUGAGUCCUACCCCAACUGGCUCCGCUUCCACAUUGGGAUUAACCGCUAUGAGCUGUACUCCCGACACAACCCGGUCAUCGACGCUCUCCUUAAAGAUCUGGCGACGCAGAAGAUCACCAGCGUCGCUAUGAAGUCUGGAGGCACUCAGCUGAAGCUCAUCAUGACCUUCCAGAACUACGGCCAGGCGCUGUUCAAGCCGAUGAAGCAGACCCGGCAGCAGGAAACCCCGCCAGACUUCUUCUACUUCUCUGACUUCGAAAGACACAACGCAGAGAUCGCUGCCUUUCAUCUGGACAAGAUCCUGGAUUUCCGGCGCGUCCCACCUGUUGCUGGCAGGCUGGUCAACAUGACAAAGGAGAUCAGAGACGUUACCCGAGACAAAAAGCUGUGGAGGACCUUCUUCAUCUCUCCAGCCAACAAUGUGUGUUUCUACGGUGAGUGCUCGUACUACUGCUCCACCGAGCACGCUCUGUGCGGGAAGCCAGACCAGAUAGAGGGAUCCCUGGCUGCCUUCCUUCCAGACCUGGCCCUCGCCAAGCGCAAGACCUGGAGGAACCCAUGGAGGCGCUCCUACCACAAACGCAAGAAGGCUGAAUGGGAGGUGGAUCCAGAUUACUGCGAGGAGGUGAAACAGACUCCACCAUACGACAGUGGCACACGGCUACUGGACGUCAUGGACAUGACCAUCUUUGACUUCCUCAUGGGGAACAUGGAUCGACAUCACUAUGAGACAUUUGAAAAGUUUGGAAACGAGACAUUCAUCAUCCACCUGGACAAUGGCAGAGGUUUUGGAAAACACUCUCAUGAUGAGAUGUCCAUCCUGGUGCCACUUGUGCAGUGCUGCAGGGUGAAAAAGUCGACCCAUCUGCGCCUGCAGCUGUUGGCAAAGGAGGAGUACAAGCUGUCAGUUCUCAUGGCAGAAUCCAUGACGAGGGACCGGCUUGACCCCAUCCUCAUCCAGCCUCACCUGGACGCCAUGGAUCGACGUUUGCGCCUGGUGCUGAAUACUCUGUCGGAGUGCAUCGACAAGGAGGGCUACAGCUACGUGGUUGAGGACGACCUCCAGGAAGACCUAGGGGCCGACCACACACACAGUGACCCCAGGAGGAGGUAGCCAGGGGGUCCAGUUGCCUGGAUUGGACUGACUCCCAUGAGAAAUGAGACUUGACACUUAUCUGAAUCCGUCUGUUGGUGAAACGUAGCAGGCAGACCUCUACUUGAGGGGAAAUUCAGCUGUCAGACACACAGACCAUGCAAAGACUUUUUUAAACUGGACCUGGAUGGAUCAGAGAACCAACCUUUAGCCAACAAGGACCCAGGAAGGAGGCAGCUUGUGGCUCAUGGACCCUUAUGUUUGAAUUCAGUGAAUUCUGAGGGCCCCUUUAAAAACAGCCCUCCUAAUUCUUCCUGAACUAAUCAGUAUAAGAGGAGGUGGAGCUGAAACUGGAUCAAAAUGAAGUUUUACUAAUUUCUUUUGUAAAAUAUUUUGUUGCUUAGUUUCUUUUUUUAAAUUUUUAUUUCAGCUAAUCGGUUCCAGCCUCUUGUUAGAGGUUGUUGUUGGAGUACAGGUUUACUUCUAGAUCAUUUUGUUCAUAAACUUCUACUGGAGAGAGUAUUUAUUAAAAUUCUUAUUUAUUUGCCUCCCCACCAAAAAGGAAAAAAAAAAAAAAAGUUUUUAACGAAAAAGGAAGUGAAAUAAUUUUCAACAGAAUAGUGCACUUCUCUGUUUCUCCACAAGAGGGCGUGCAACAACCUAGUUUCUGGUAAUGGUGGUUCUGCCCUUUGUCUUGUCAGCAUUUAAUCAGUUUCCAGCAGCUGUUUUAUCUCUUUCUCUUCAGAUGUCAGGGUAGAUUUAAGCCAAAUGUGACACUAAUUAUUAUUACAAUGAUGAUUAUUUUUGGUUUGUAAUGUAUUUGAUGUGCUGAUGUUGCUGUUGUGGAAAGAUAAUCUUUCAGGAUGUAAAUUUCCUUCAACAGCUUCUAUCUGAGCUGUUGUCAAUGAUUCAGUCACUGGCUGAAAGUUAAUAUAUACAGUAGGAAAAUCUAGUGCCUGUGCAAUGAUAGAAAUACUUGAAUGUGUGGUUUCAUAGCAGGGUGGGAGGGUGCAAACUGUAGAGCUCUUCAUAAGUGUCUGUGCUGAACAAGGCGGAUUCCUAAAGCUUUUAUUAUCUACUUCCUGUGGUCCUGUCUGUGUCAGGGCAGAACGGAGGAUGGGGGUGUGUGGGAAUCCAUGAAGACCGUGGUUCUAAAUUUAAAAAGACAAAAAAAAGCUUCUUUCUUUUAUUGAAUCAUUGUUUUUUUUAUUUUCUUUUAUUUCUUUGCAUCAUGGUAACAGUGCAAUAAAACUAAAUCAGCAUAA
Molecule: messenger RNA, 3602 nt
Organism: Cyprinodon tularosa
Lineage: Eukaryota; Metazoa; Chordata; Actinopteri; Cyprinodontiformes; Cyprinodontidae
Gene: fam20cb
Product: FAM20C golgi associated secretory pathway kinase b
Exons: 11
Coding region: 700-2358 (552 amino acids)
Biological process (GO): protein phosphorylation
Cellular component (GO): Golgi apparatus
Molecular function (GO): protein serine/threonine kinase activity
Source: RefSeq, a predicted model, not a curated record